AUGGCAAAAGAGACAACACAGCCCAAAAAGGACAUUAUUAAUUGUAACGAUAAUAAAAAUACACACCUUUCAAAAGACACAACAACACCCUUUACUUCUACUUCAACAAAUGCGAUUGAUAACAAGAAUAAAGAUAAAAUCCCUUUACAAAACAACACUUCCUCAUUAACUUAUAAUAUGCUGCCACGUAAUAAUACACUAAUAUCAAGUGAAUCUUCAGAGAGUUCAGAGGAUGAAGAAUAUGUGACACCAUCAAAAGAACCAUAUGAAAAUAAAUAUAUUAAACUUACAACAAUUGAUGCAUUAGAUUUCUUGUCAACUGCUGAUGAAAUUAAUACAACAAAUUCGGACGCUAUUAUAAGUAUCAUUCGCAAAGCUACAAAUUUAACCUUUAUAUUCUGUAUAGUUUCUUCAGCACUUGCUGCCUUUAUUUCAAGAUUAGAAAGCAAUUUAGGUUUUUGGUUCUUUUAUCUUUCUUUGACCAAAUUCUAUUCUUUAUGUACCUUGCUUUGGGUUCAUUACCUUUAUAGAUUAAAUUCGGAAUCAUUAUCACUUAAGGACACAAUCAAUGUUGCCAAAAAGGUUGCAAUGGGAAUUUCUAUCAGUCAAAUAAUGUAUCAGCUUUUAACAAAUAGUGUUGAAAUUUACAAGAAUCCUUUGAUAUAUGCGAGUUCUGCCAUUGGGUUUCCUUUUUUUGUACUUUUUGAGGAGAUUCUUAUCGCUUAUCAAAAAGAGAAUUCGAUUAAACGGGCAUUGUUAAAAGAAGAACGAACAAAUUCGCAAAUAUCAGUUUACAAAGCAAUCGAUCGUUUUGGUGAAAGAAAAGGAUUAUAUCUUCGCACUAUUUCUAAUCAAUUGCGACAAACCACUGACCUGGCAGUAGAUACUUUAAAGCAGUUAACUCCAUCUCAUUUCCUUUCAAAACCUCAUGAACAAUUAUCAGCUUGUUCGAUCUCAUUCCCCACUGCUUCUAUAAAUGCUAUUCACAAUAUUUUAAAGGAUAUAAAUUAUAUUUCUACCCAUUUAGGAACUUUAUCAUUAUUAUUAUUUUCAGAACAAGAUAAUCAAGGAAUUUCUCAUGUUAAACGAGAAUUUGACAUUGGUGAAAUCAUACAGCAAGUUGGUGAUGUUCUUGCCGGUGAUGCAUGUAAUGCCAAAGUUGAAUUGGUUAUUUAUCAUGUGGAGUAUGGUUUAAAUCAUUUAAAUGUCAUUGGCGACGAGGCUGCUUUCAAGCAUGCUCUAUUGGACCUUCUUAAAUGUAUAAUUGAUGGUGCUAAUCCUGGAGAUUGUAUAGAAUUAGGAUUACAAAUACGUUUAUCGAAUGGAUUGGAAUCUCAUGGUUCAGAAAAAGAACGUAAAAUUAAUCCAUAUGAUAAAGUCAGUUGUACAAUAGAAAUCAUUCACAAUGCAGGAAAUACUGGAUCAAAAGAGUCUAAGCGCAACAAUAUAUUUCCUAAUGCAAAUUUGACUCAUAAAAUUUUAAGUUUCUUGGGUGCUGAGCUGAGGGUGGGAGAAGGACUCGAAAUCAUCAUCGAGUUAGAGGCAGGAUCACCCCUCGCACCACCUAAUGUACCCAAAGUAAAUGAAGAAAGUCUUCGACGAUAUCCUCAUUUACGAAUAACUGGAGAGCCUUCUGUUGAAGAACUUAUCAAAACUUCACAGAGUAUGAAGGAACAAAGAGUUGCUUUGCAUGCUACGAGCAAAAGUUAUUUUGCUAAACAUAUUACUAGCUGUUUGACUACUUGGAGUACUGAUAUUUCGCAUGUACCUAUAGGUGGAGAAGAAGAAUUCGAAACGCCUCGUUCAGAAACGCCUUCUCCUUUAGAAACUGAUACUGAUACUGUACUUGGUGAUUCAGAUGUAGCAUCAGAAGAACAAAAAAAUAGUGAUUUGCCACCUACUUUUAUAAUAAUUGAUGAUGAUAUUGAUACGCUUAAACAACAACUUACUCAUAUAAGAAAAGUACCAUUCCAAUUAAAUGCAAUGACAAAUCUUGCAAAACGACAGGGUCAGCCACCUAAUUCAUCAUCACGAACUACUGCUAUAAUACAUUUCACUUCACUUUCAAACUAUAAGUCAGUAAAGGAUGUUCUUCAAUACAUUAUUUCACCAGCAACAAGUCCUUUUAAUUUGCCGCAAGUUUUAGUAAUUCCUAAACCAGCUGGUCCGAGGCGCUUUUUAACUGCGCUUCACACAACCAUUAAUAGAAUAGUGGUUGAUCCUGUUUUUAUGCCUAUAGCAACAUCUCCUAUGAGUCCAGGUCAACAAUUGAGCGGGUUUAUUAAUGGUACAGAGGCAAAUCCUAUGGAAAAUGUAAUUAGGGACACUAAGAUUACAGAAUCUCCCGGAAAUUACUUCCCUUCAGAUGCUGCCAGUAUGUGUCAAAAUGACACAUCUUCACCAAACACGAAUAUUACAAAUAGUCCACUUAGUCCAAGACCUAGUGGUAGCGGUAGCCUAUUAGUUAUUCCACCAAAGAGUAUAUCAAAUCCUCAAAAAAAUGUGAUUAAAAUAGUAGGUUCAACCUCUCCUGGAAGAAAUGGACCUUUUCAGAGUACUGGACCUUUAUCUCCAACACCAAUUGGAGUAAGAGGUACUGGAAGUCCAUCCAAUGCUGGUAGUCCUGCAGCUAAUUCCAACUGUAAUCCAAUACAACCGGUUUCAUCACCCCCUCCACCAUCUCCUUCAUUACAAAAUCAACCUUCCGCACAAUCACCUCGUAGACCAAAAAAACCAAAAAAGAAGACCAACACCGAUACUGUAAUACCACCAGUUAAUGUCUUGAUAGUUGAAGAUAAUCCCAUUAAUCAAGCAAUUUUGUCAACUUUCAUGAAGAAAAAGAAGAUUAAAUAUGAGUGCGCAUCUAAUGGACAAGAAGCCGUAGACAAAUGGCAAAAGGGAGGAUUUCAUUUAGUUCUGAUGGAUAUUCAACUGCCUGUAAUGGAUGGAAUAGAAGCCACUAAAAAGAUAAGAGGUUUAGAAAAAUCACAGAAAAUAGGAGUUUUCCCUUCAACGCCUCCUUCUGCUUCAUCUACACCUGUUUCUACACCUAUGAAACAAACCCCUCCUUCCACACCAGACUUAGGUUUAAUACCUGUUAUUAUCGUAGCACUCACCGCUUCUUCGCUACCUUCCGACAGGACGAAUGCAUUGGCAGCAGGUUGUAAUGAUUUUCUAACUAAACCAGUUAGUUUGGUAUGGUUGGAAAGAAAGAUUCAAGAAUGGGGAUGUAUGCAGGCAUUAAUUGAUUUUGAUGGUUGGAAAAGAUGGAAGAGAGAUGGUGAAGAAGCAUUGAGAGAGAAAAGAAUCGAGUCGACAACUAUUGUUGGUCCUGGCGGAAAUAAGUUUAAUAUUCUCAACUCUGGGGGGAGUAAUGUCAAGUUAUCUAAAAGUUUGAAACUGAAACAAAAACAAAACUCACAAGUUAGAAAUAAUCUCGCGAGUGAGAAUAAUGAUAGUGAUAAUAAGACUAAGUCUACUAUUACAACCACGACUUCAAGAUCGAAAUUAGUGAUAGAAGAGUCAUCAUCAAAUUUUCUUGAUUCGACCAAGGAUAAUAAAAUUAAUACUUUACCGUCAACAACUUCUCCACCUCCAAGUGGAGAUGUCAACAAUUCACCUGCAGGCAUGGUGACAUCACCUCCACCAAUAGUUGUUAAACCUAGUACCCCUCAAUAUAAUAGGGAAUCCAAUAAAACUAGUAAUAUUAGUCCAAUAUCUACGAACAACAUGAAAAAUAAUUUAAUAAGCAAUAAUUCAUUAACAAUCACAACAAACACUUCAACCCCAUCCAUGACUAAUACCACAAAUGAAACAUCUUCACAACCUUCAACUCCAUUAUCAACAUCAGAUCCUCAAAAAACAGGAAGAAAGAGAGGAAACACUGUCUCUUCGAUAAAUGGUGUGAAUCUAAGUGUUGGUGAUCAAAAUGGUAAUAGUCUCAUGUAA
Rhizophagus irregularis DAOM 181602=DAOM 197198 is the source of this 3948-nucleotide messenger RNA. RefSeq lists its product as uncharacterized. The record is from RefSeq and is a predicted model, not a curated record. Gene Ontology annotation, biological process: phosphorelay signal transduction system. Lineage: Eukaryota; Fungi; Glomeromycota; Glomeromycetes; Glomerales; Glomeraceae.